This is a messenger RNA of Microtus ochrogaster (prairie vole), 1397 nucleotides long. Its product is annotated as UDP-glucuronosyltransferase 2B17-like. The record is from RefSeq and is a predicted model, not a curated record. Gene Ontology annotation, molecular function: glucuronosyltransferase activity. NCBI's taxonomy places the organism in Eukaryota, Metazoa, Chordata, Mammalia, Rodentia, Cricetidae.
CAAAAUGUGCUUAAUGAAUACUCUGAUAGCUAUCUGAGUCUUUGCAGAGACACCGUUUCAAACAAACAACUUAUGACAAAACUACAGAGAUCCAAGUUUGACGUCCUUCUCUCAGAUGCUGUUGCUCCCUGUGGAGAGUUGAUAGCUGAACUUCUCCAGAUCCCUUUUCUGUACAGUCUGCGCUUCACUCCUGGCUAUACAAUGGAAAAGUACAGUGGGAAAUUUUCAGUCCCUCCCUCUUAUGUACCCAUGAUUUUGUCGGGACUAGGUGGUCAAAUGACUUUCAUGGAGAGGGUAAAAAAUAUGAUGUGUAUGUUUUAUUUUGACUUUUGGUUCGAGACAUUUAACGAGAAGAAAUGGAGUCAGUUUUACAGUGAAACAUUGGGAAGGCCCACUACCUUAACUGAGACAAUAGGCAAAGCAGAAAUGUGGCUCAUUAGAUCCUACUGGGAUUUGGAGUUUCCUCGCCCAACCUUACCAAAUGUUGACUAUGUAGGAGGUCUCCACUGCAAACCUGCUAAACCCUUGCCUAAGGAAAUGGAAGAUUUUGUCCAGACCUCCGGAGAGCAUGGUGUCGUGGUGUUUUCUCUGGGGUCAAUGGUCAGCAACAUGUCAGAAGACAAAGCCAAUGCAAUAGCAUGGGCCCUUGCCCAGAUUCCACAAAAGGUUCUUUGGAGAUUUGAGGGCAAAACACCAGACACCUUAGGAUCCAAUACCAGAGUUUACAACUGGCUCCCCCAGAAUGACCUUCUAGGUCAUCCAAAAACCAAAGCCUUUGUAACUCAUGGUGGAGCCAAUGGAAUCUAUGAGGCGAUCCAUUUUGGAAUCCCUAUGAUUGGCAUUCCUUUGUUUGCAGAGCAGUAUGAUAACAUUGCCUACAUAGUAGCCAAAGGAGCAGCUGUUUCAUUAGAUUUCAGAACAAUGACAAGGGCAGAUUUGCUCAAUGCACUGGAGGCCGUCAUAGAUAAUCCUCUCUAUAAGAAGAACGCAAUGUGGUUAUCAACCAUUCACCAUGACCAGCCCAUGAAACCCCUGGACAGAGCCAUCUUCUGGAUUGAGUUUGUCAUGCGCCACAAAGGGGCCAAGCACCUGAGGCCACUUGCACACAACCUCACCUGGUACCAGUACCACUCUCUGGAUGUGAUUGGAUUCCUACUGGCCUGUGUGGCAACCAUAGCUUACCUUUCCAUAAAAUCCUUCUUAUUCAUUUAUCAAAAGUUUGUAAAGACGGGAAAGAAAACAAAGAGAGAGUAGAGCUCAUUGAGAAUGCACAUGAACUCCAUUUCAGCAUUGUUCUAGAUUAUGAACGGCCUUCUGAACAUUCACUCAUCACUCUAGCAAGGCAUAUCUUCAUUAGAGGGGAAGGGAGAAAUAAUGCAAUUAUAAUCUCACAAAAU